Messenger RNA from Leucoraja erinaceus (little skate), 3420 nucleotides. RefSeq names its product interleukin-8-like. Gene Ontology annotation, molecular function: chemokine activity; CXCR chemokine receptor binding. Gene Ontology annotation, cellular component: extracellular region. Lineage: Eukaryota; Metazoa; Chordata; Chondrichthyes; Rajiformes; Rajidae. The coding region runs from base 2171 to 2482 and encodes 103 amino acids. The transcript is spliced from 4 exons. The record is from RefSeq and is a predicted model, not a curated record. Gene Ontology annotation, biological process: cellular response to lipopolysaccharide; antimicrobial humoral immune response mediated by antimicrobial peptide; chemokine-mediated signaling pathway.
CGCUGUGGUUGGCUACGCAGUCAUGGGUAAAGAGUGAGUACAGCAGGAGGCUGAGCACGCUGCCUUGAGGUGCUCCCGUGCUGAUUGUUACUGAGGAUGAAGUAUUUCUGCCAAUUCGAACUGACUGUGGUCUGUGGAUGAGGAAGUCGAGGAUCCAAUUGCAGAGGGAUCCGCAGAGACCCAAUUCCGUGAGCUUGGUAACCAGCUUCAAGGGCAUGAUGGUAUUGAUCGCCGAGCUGUAGCCUAUAAACAGCAGCCUGAUGUAAAUGUUUUUAUUGUCCAAGUGGUCCAAUGCAGAGUGGAGAGCGCAUCCUCCGUUGACCUGUUGUGGCGGUAGGCGAACUGUAGUGGGUCGAGGUCCUUGUCCAAAACGUUUAUUGCAGAUCAGAGAAAAGAUGAGAAUCAAAUCUUCUGCAGAAAUUCAUGGGAAGAACAAAGACAGCAGGAGCAAAGACUCUUUUGCCUUGAUGGGUUUCACCACAGCGUUUCUUUUUCCUUGAUAUCUUUCCAAAAUGUUAAGUGUGUUAGUGCCAUUCAACGCGCCACCAUAUUGGUUCACCGGUGCACAUGUAGAUAUGCAGGGAUUUGGGUUCUUGGGAAAUGGCAAGUGGGUGUCUGUGAGAAUGGGCUGAUGGCAUAACUUCGCAAGGUGCUGGACCUGCUCCACUAAGUCUGGAACUUUGCAGAAGUUUCAGGAAGCUUCUGCACCUGUGACCCACUGGUUGCCACAAAGUCUGGGCUUUUGCAGGAGCUCCAGAACACUGACGCUUAAUGCAUGCUUGUGAUUGGUCCAGAAGGGUGGCCUGCACCAGGACGUUUCUUAUUGCUCUAAAAAUGUUUCUGUGUCUCCCCAUCACCACCUGUGAUUGGUUGCCUUCAAUGAUAUGCUUCUCUAUGUACUAAGCUGUUUCUACUUUGUGCUAUGUAUGAAGAUGUUUGCAGGCACUGUUAAAUGAUUGGGAGAAUCAUUGCAUUGGUGCAUGUAUCUUCUCUCCGGUAUCGGUGAUUGGGUUUGUAGGGGUUGCCCUCCCCCCUGUAUUGUCACCACACAGAGAAACUGUCUGAAAAUCACUGAAACAGGAGACCUUCGCUUGUUUCUUAAUAAUAAUAAUCUUAUUUAUAUAGCACAUUUUCAGUCAACUUGCAUUGACCCCAAAGUGCUUCACAUAAUUACAUUACAUUACACACAGGCAAAGGUGGGUGAAGUGUCUUGCCCCAAGGACACAACGACAGUAUGCACUCCAAGCGGGAUUCAAACCGGCUACCUUCCGGUCGCCAGCUGAACACUUAGCCCAUUGUGCCAUCUGUCGUCCCACAAUCGAACCAGAUAUCCAACAAGUAGUUUCUCAGCAUCAGGCUCAAGGAUCCCAUUAAAUGCAUAAAGGUAAUUUCAAUUAAUUUUAUUGUUUUCUGCUAGGUAGGUAACUUUUUUUUUCAAUUGAAAUAUUAGUGGGCGGUAAGGAAAUUUUACCCUCACGAAAGUUACAAAAGUGGGCGCUAAGUAUUAAAAGGUUGAAGAGCACUGAGCUACAGAAACACCCAAGUAGCUACAGUUACACUGAAGUAACUACAAUCACACUGAAGUACCUGUGGUCAUAUUGAGGUAGUUACAGUCACACUGUAGCUACUGAAACACUCAAGCAGUUACAGUCACACUGAAGUAUCUACAAUCAUACUGAAGCUAUUACUGCCCUACUUUUUUUCAUCCAUCACUUUGCUCAUAUUCACAGCUCCAUCAUAUUUACUGACAAUUGUAGGUUUGCUUUUCACUGUUUCAAUCACACAGCGACCCUUAGCUCAAUGCCCCUUAACCCUUGCGGUGUUUUCCCCUCGCCAGCUCUUCAGCAGCAAUUCCCAGCUGCUGCAAAUUAAAGACAGGCGAAGUGGUUGCAAGAUUGUGAAAUAAAAAAUUCCUUUGAGUUAGACGUUCUUAUCUGUUUAGAGCCCAGAUGGAUUAUUUCCUGCCACUUGUUUUUGUGUCACUCUGUCUAUUGUUGCAUUGUAGAAUUACCUCAGCUUCCUGGGAAACUCCAGGCAAUGAAGUCAGCUGCUGAUUCAUAACAUUUGCCAAAUAAAUACAGCAGCUGAAGUCCAAGGAUCAGCCAGAGACAGCAGCAGCAGCAGCAGCAGCAGCAGCACAAAGUUAAAGAACAACAUACAACACAGCACAAUGAACAGCAGAGUUAUGUUCUCCAUCCUUGCCCUCUUCAUGUUGUCUGCAACUUCCAUACAAGCAGCAUCGAUGGGAAGCUCGGGGAUGAACCUGCGUUGCCGGUGUAUCAAAACAUCCGCAAUGUUCAUCCACCCAAAGUUCAUGGAGGAUAUCGAUAUUAUUCCACCAGGCCCCCACUGCGAGACAGUAAACAUCAUUGCCACCCUUAAAAAUGGCAACAUGAUCUGUCUGGAACCUACAGCAAACUGGGUGCAGAGAGUGAUUAACAGGAUGAUCAAUGAGCGCAAGAAGAAGGAGAAAGCUCAAUGAGAAGUUUGAAUGUGAAGAUGUACAUGGGAAUCUCCAUUGGCUCAGCCUCUGUAGUUGAGCUCAUUGUGAACUUCUUCAGUCAAUGAAAUUGCAACUAAUUUAAAUUAUUAUGGUAUUAUAUCUGCUGCAUUGUUUUGUUACAAAGAUUUUUGUUGGAUUUUUUUAAUGUAUUUUGUUUAAUUGAGUUUUAAUUAACUUAUUUUGUGUGCAUUAAUGAUAUAAAUAAUUGACAGUGGUUUAAAGACUGAAUGUAAAAUAAUCAGAGGUCGGGAUCUGUGAUCAUUCUUUGAUGAAGUUGCGUGUGUUAUCCACCCCGAUUACUGCAAUCCUGUGGUUACUGAUCUUGCACUGUUAGUGCUUAUUCUGUUAAACAACCUGAAACAUGGAGGGAUUUGGCAUCAUUGGUAGAAAUCUCUUCAGCAUUUGUAAAACAAACCUUUUUACAUUAACUCUUAACUGCUUUCUCACCAGAGAAUGGGAGAGUGGACAAGGUUUCAGAACCUAAUGUGUAUAUUUAUUGUUUGAUUAUUUGUAUUAUGAUUCGUUUUCCUGUAAUUAUUUAAUAUUUAUAUAAUUGUUUUCUAUUUAUACAUUUUUAUCAGUAUUGAAAAAUGUUCUACAACGAAAAUGCUGAAUGAUUUAUAAGGAUAACAACUUGUAUAGUUUUUUUGAACUAAUUUAAAAUUGUAUGGCAUAUUGCUACAAACUAGACUUAUCUUCAUAUAGAUGGUUUACAUAAAUGUGCAACUGUUAGAAACAGUUCACAAAAAUGUUUAUUUGGGCUAUCUGGUCUCUGCCUGAACAUAAAUGUACUGUUCAAUUAGUUCCACACGACUACUUUUUCUACAUUUGUAAAAAAAGAUCGUUUUGUUGUUGCAUUUUCUGUUUAAAAUGUUAAUCCAGUUCAAAAGAGCAUUAAAGCAAAGUUUUAAAAUAUA